Molecule: messenger RNA, 1315 nt
Organism: Ilyonectria robusta
Lineage: Eukaryota; Fungi; Ascomycota; Sordariomycetes; Hypocreales; Nectriaceae
Exons: 1
Source: RefSeq, a predicted model, not a curated record
AUGGAGCAACAACUAGUUCCAUCUCAACCUAGUGCCGCGGAACAAUCAGGAUACUACAUUGGCCUACGCAGCCGCCCAAUGUUGGUAGCCCGAUCGAGCUCGAACCCAUGGGAGCAUAAGUGGGCGGGCAACUGGUCUAUGGGCAAAAGUCUUGGGCCUGUCGGAAGGCAUCCCAUUGUCGACCUAUGGAAUGACUCUGCGGGGUCCCUUCGACAAACCAUCCUCGAGGCCCUCGAGAGUGUCCCAUGGGUCGCCAUUGACAUUCUACGCAUCGGCUAUAAUGGGAACAGGGAGUCUGAGGAGAAGUUCGACCAGCCUAUUACGCUAUUGAUCUCGGUGGUUCCAGAAUCUACGCAAUGGUCCCAAGGCCACCCCGUUGUAAUGCGCUGUCGUACCAUUUUGCAACAACAUGGAAUUUACGACAUCCACUGUGAGAUGAAGGAGUCUCGCGUUUCUUGGUCUGCUGCCUCUCCACCUGUGGCGCCAUCAACUGCCCUGCCACUCCUUUCUUUGCCCCUGGCUCACCCAUAUGAAACCCCAGCGAGCCUAUCCGAGUCCCUUGGCACGUCUAUGUCCGCCUUUGAUAUCCCAACUCGGUCCGGGACCAAGUGUCUCUAUCUACGUGAGAGAGUUACCGGAAGGAUGUUGGCCUUGACUUGUCGACAUGUUAUUUUUGAAGAUGCGGCACCCAACGUUGAGUACCGAUACCAAGACCCUGAGCCCCGCAGAACCGUGGUGCAGCCUAGCGAUCGCGGCCUUCAAAACAUGAAGACCCUAGUUGCGAACGAUAUGGAGUUUAGGAUGAGAACGGAUAUGAAAACUCUCAAGGCUGUGAAGCAGGACUUAGGCCGUCUCAAUGAUCUAGCAUCACGAAUUUUUGGCCACGUCAUCUUCUCCCCAACGUUCAGCGUCCGCCGCAGUGAAUCGGGCAAGCAACGACUCAGGGAUUGGGCGCUGAUCGAGCUGCACCCUGGCAAACACCAGUCCCCUCUACAUCUACUGGAAAACCGGGUCAAGUUUCGAAAUGAGGAAUUGCCCAAGUUUCGUGAUGCUGAAUACGAGAUGCCCAAACCCAAUGUCGACCAAAUGGUAUCACUUUUGGACUUAGAUUCCUCCACCCUCCAGCUUCAAGGCACAAUCCCGGAACAAGAGAUGAGGCGCCCAAAUGAAUCGACCAAGGCCGAUGACCCUACAAUCCUGGUUGCCUCACAAGGCGCCGAAAGCGGCCUGGUUAUUGGGCUGUCCAACAGUGUAACGUCCAUUACACGACGACCUCAUUUAAACUCUGAGUAUAUCUCAGAGGAAUGGGCUGUUC